AUGCAUAGUGAAUUACCUAAAACAAUUGAUACACACCGAUGCUGUUUAUUGCCACGUAUUCACCCUCAUAUUCGUCCUGCAAUUAAUUCAAAUAAAUCUAUUAAUGAUGUUUCAAACAAUGAACAACACGAAUGUGAACAAAAAUUAAAAGUAGAAGCAUAUGUUUUCGCUAAAUUAGAAGAAUAUUCUCGAGAAAAAUCUACAAUUCUAUUUCAUUUAACAUCAUUUUCUCACAUACGUCGACGUUUAAAACGUGAUAUUAAAUAUUUAUCAAAACAAUUUGAACCAUGUGAUGUAUCUGAAGGAAAAAUUCUUCAAUGGAUUGAUGAUACACUUGACAGAAUUAAUUCACAAUUUCCACAUUUACGAUCACUCAUUGAUUCUCAAAAUGAAUCAAAAAAAUUAUUUUUAACAGAUGACUUUUGUUCAUCAAAUAAUAAUCAUAAUCAAUGGCGAAAAUUACAAAUAAAACGAGCUAAAAUUUUAUUUUCUGAUACAAACAAUAAUGAAAAUGAACUUUUAUUAAUAUAUCAAAAAUAUAUCAUUGAAAGUUUAACGCCAAAAACAUUAGAAAAUGGUUGUCUUCCAUUAAAAAAUAACGACAAAAUUGAUUUAAAUUUGGAAUAUAAUAAAGCAGAAAGCAUUGGACAUGAAUAUUUAAAAAAUAUUCUUGAUGAUUAUAAAAAACGACAAUAUCCAAAUUUAAAUUUAAUUAAAGAAAUGAUCAAUCUUGGAAUGGAGCAAAUGAAAAAAAGACCAAAAAUCGAUGAAUUACAUAAAGCAUCAACACCAUCAAAUAUUCUUUCGAAAGCCUUGUUUAUUCUUAGAAGUAAAAAUGCUUACUCUAUGAGUUUAAAAAACUUGGCUGAUGAUUUUAUGGUAAAAUAA
Molecule: messenger RNA, 888 nt
Organism: Rotaria sp. Silwood1
Lineage: Eukaryota; Metazoa; Rotifera; Eurotatoria; Philodinida; Philodinidae
Source: the annotation of a GenBank genome assembly